Sodiomyces alkalinus F11 is the source of this 561-nucleotide messenger RNA. RefSeq lists its product as hypothetical. NCBI's taxonomy places the organism in Eukaryota, Fungi, Ascomycota, Sordariomycetes, Glomerellales, Plectosphaerellaceae. The coding region runs from base 1 to 561 and encodes 186 amino acids. Gene Ontology annotation, biological process: endosome organization. The record is from RefSeq and is a predicted model, not a curated record. Gene Ontology annotation, cellular component: BLOC-1 complex. The transcript has a single exon.
AUGUCGACUUCACAUGCCAAUGCCGUGCCUGACACGCAGCUAGGCCUGAGCAAUGAAGAAAUCCAACUCCUACGACAAGGGCAGGCGGCUUUGGGUCAAGGGGGAACCGGGGGCGGCUCCAGCUCCUCUAGAGCCGCCAGUCGCGCGUCUUCUCAGGGAUUACUGAUAUUGGACAGCUCCUCCCUGACGGCCCUCGGGCGCUACUUUGACCACGUCAUGUCCCAGAUUGAGCAGCAGAUUCUGUAUCUGAGCGAGCAGAGCCAAACCUUCACCAUGGCCCAGUUCGACCGGGCUGGCAACCUGAUCGAAGGCGCCGACGCCGAGAUUGAGCGUUAUCACGAUAUCAUAAGGCAGCUAGACGAGCUGGAACUCGAUUUCGACCGCAUCCGCCAUAUCAAAGACAUUGUCAAGGGCUAUCGAUCCAGGGUUGAAGAGAUGGAGAGAGAGCUCGAACGCAGCGGCGGCGGCGGCUCAUCUUCGAGACAUCGUGACGGUCACCACUCGUCCCACCGACAUGGACAUCGACACGGUCACGAGAGCUCCCGGCGACACCGUCGGUGA